Molecule: messenger RNA, 3861 nt
Organism: Saccostrea cuccullata (small rock oyster)
Lineage: Eukaryota; Metazoa; Mollusca; Bivalvia; Ostreida; Ostreidae
Exons: 6
Coding region: 165-2507 (780 amino acids)
Source: RefSeq, a predicted model, not a curated record
GCGAAGGUUUAUAUUUUGUCCGCCAUCUUGGUUUCCGCUUAGAGCGAGGGGUGGUGAAUAAAUUGGAUGAUUGUUAACUUAUUUCCAAGUGGACAGAGCUGAAAUUUGGCACAGACAGGAUUGAUUCUUUGGGGCUUAUAAUCAGAUAAACAUGGUGAGGACAGAUGUAUGGGGGAGACAUGGUAGUUCAAGGUGAAGGUCAACCAGGGGUCAACAAGAUGUUGACAGCAGAGUUACCUUCCUUGCCUUCCCUGGAGGUGGAUACUAUGACACAGGUCCAGUUGACGGAGUUCAUACCUAACUUGGUUCAGUUGUCUACCGGAAGAGACCUGCCCCUUUUUGGUCAAAACCAGUUCAAGCCGGAGUGGUGGCCCAGUGAAACCCCAUGGGUGGAUCCAGGCUUAGAAGAAAAUACACAGGAGGACCAGUUGGAGCUUUUAAAAAAGGUGGUGCGUUCCUGCUACAAACAUCUAGGUCAAGAAAAGCUUCUGAAUGAAUCCGACUUACGCGUGGAUGUCAUGGAGACAGAACAGGAAGUGAACCCUCAGGCAGAGUCCCAGCCGGAGGAAUCAAAGGGGGAGGGUGAUGUCACUGAUGCUCCUGCUUCACAGGGGCCAGCACCUGAGACAGGGGAAUCCCCGGCUAAUGAUGCCCCCAUCUGGAUCUGCUUCCUGUGCACCAAACAGUUCAGUGACCAGGAAGUACUGAUGGAACACCAGGACGAAUGUGAAAAAGAGGCUGAAAUUCGUGAGGCCCGACAACGCAUUCUGGAAAUCCAACGGCAGCAGGAAUUGUUGAAAAAAGUUGGAGUAAAGGAAAACAGAAAUUUUGUGAGAUAUCGCAAAAGGAGGAGGAGAAUUCGAUAUUUAGACAUAAAUACAAGACCAGAUAAAUCUGUGUUCAUUGGUCUGUUAGACCUGGUGAAAAAACCCGAUGCUGAAAAUUCAUUGGAAGCUUCUCCAAAGAAGGAAGUGGACAGCGAUUGUGAGAUUAUCGAGGUGUCAUUUCCCGAGGCCCCCCGAACGCCUCGAACCCCAAAAUCACUCAUGUCUCAACUCAGUCGAGACUCGGAAGCUCACUCGAGAAGGCGUUGUCUCAGUUUUAGUGGGAUGUUUAGCGAUUCCGAGAGUGGGGAGGAGAUGGAGAAAAAGAUCUCCAAAAGUUCCCUAUUGUUCGGCAUUGACAUCACGUCUGCUCUUGGACAUCGAGUGAAAAAACACUUAAAGAUUGACUCAACCAUUCCUGUGGUGAAAGAAUACGAGAAAUUCUGUGGUGGAGUGGACAAGAAUCAGUUCAUGGAGAAGCUGCGUUCGGAGAGGACUUAUCCUAUUGUGUACAAAAAACGCAAAAAGUUCUCCACGAAGCACACACACAUGUUCAAGUUUAAUUCUGAACAGCGCAGGGAGUUCAUGAUCACAAAGAAAACUGGCCUGACCAAACGUAGCAGAGAUUUACUGUGUCAUCUCAAAGACUGUUCCGUGAAACUACAGCGGCUUAAACCUGAGAUUAUAAAGGAGUGGUGCCGACCCAAGCCAAAACCAGUAGCCAAACCGGUAUCAAAACCAGUAUUUGUGCCUCGUUACCCAAUGAACAACCAGACUGCCACAAGAGUCGAUUCCCAUCUCCGGCAGAUUCUCAGUAAACCACUGUUUGGGCCCAAGAGUGCUAGAAUCAGACAGAUCAACGAAAAUAUCAACAGAAUUCGCACAAGCCAGUCCAUGCAGCAUUACGAUAUGAUCACCAAGGUUGUAACAAAUCCUGAUGGAACCGAAACCAUGAAAGUUAUUUACGUCCCAAAGAAAACCCAGGAGAAAAAGAGGAAGCAGAAUUUUAGUCCAUACAGGAAAGUUAUCCAAGAGGACGAUGACAUUCAGAUUAUUGAGUUGUCGGACUCCUCGGACGACGAAGCGGAUCAGACGAAGCUGACGGAGUCGCCGCGGAAAUGUCCACCUCAGAUGAAUCGAACGGUUAAACCGGCCACUCCGCAGUCUCGGACUGGUAUACUCAAACCAACCUCUAUGUCCAGUGAAAACCUUGUAGGACGCAACAGUCCUAUAAUGAAAAACAAUCAAUUAAAAUCAAGAACAGGUGUGAUUACUUACAUGGGAAUUAAAUACGAUUCGCCGUCUCCGGGUCAGCACGAUGCCAUAAGGCGGCAACUCAACUCAACUUCACCAGGUGUCGCGAGUGAACUGCCACAAAAACCACAACCGUCUUCCCAAGCUAGUCGUAACAUCAGUUUCGGUCAAGUGGGUAUCCCUACAGCAUUACGAAUCUCAAACACACAAAGUGCACCACCACUGAAACCCAUGCAGGGUAAAAAAGUGAUGCGUAAUCCCAUUCUGGAACAAUUUUCCGGGGUCGUCGACACCGUACAGAUAGAAUCAAAACCUCCGACCAACGCUACUGCCAAACCCAACAUUCUCCAGCGCCCCUCUAUAGCUAUAGCCCCGCUUAAGUUAGUCAGCAACAAACCAGAGGAAGCCAUUGUAAUCGAUGAUGACUAGGAAAACGGAAUAACUUAUGUAGUUGAUUGUGUUUUCUGAAGGCAUUAAUUUAAUUUUGAUUAGCCACUAAGAAUUUUAUUUUCUUUGGUCACUGCUGACCACUUUACUUACUAUUUUGAAGAAAGUGUACAUAAAUAAUGUAUUGUGAAAGUUUAUAUCCAAUUAUGAGAGAUGAUUUCUUUAUUGUAAUUAUUUAUUUUUGAUUCAGUUUCAAUAGACUUGUUUUAUUAGAAACUUCUGAGUGUGAAUGAAUUUUGUAUAUAUUGAAUCCUGUUUGAUACAGGGUGAGAAAUGAAACUUACGCCAGAUCUCUAUGUCAUUUCCUGUACAUUAUUAUUUAUUGAUCAAUUUUCUGUUUAUGAUUUACUAUUCCAAUAUUUCUCUGCAAUCUCUUUUCAUCACCCACACAAGUUCUUUGAUGUACAAUGAAUUGUUUACUGCUGUUCCCAAGGGCUGAUAGUUUUGUAUUUGCAAAUGUAACAAUCAACACAGUUCAAUUACGUUUUCAAUGAAUCCAUAUGACUUAGCUUUAUCAGCACUUUUUGUCAUAACAAAGUACCAGUACAUGUACUGACUACCUCAGUUCCAAAGAUUUAAGAAUUUUAAGGGAACAGUCUAUAUCAAGUAUCAUGGUCCUCAUAUUCUUUAACAUUACUGUAGGGGAAGGUUUUCCCUAGAUCUGCUAACAGUAUAAUGGGCCAGUGCGGCAGUGCCAUGAAUUAAAAGUAACACCCCAAUCCAUAACACUAUAUAGGAGAGGUCCUAAGAUUUACUUGCAGUAUACUGCGAUAGAGAGGAUUCUCCCUAGAUCUGCUAGAAUGGGUUAAAGUGAUGGCCGUACCUGUCCUUAACAAUAAGACUGCUAAAUAGGGAGGGUUUUCCCAAGUCAGCUUUCAGUAAAAUGGCUCAAUGCCCUGAAUUGGUACAGUAAAACUUAAGAUUUUUUUUUUUGAACUGUUGCAAUUAAACUUUCAUUUAGCUAAUUUUUUCUCUUUCAAAAAUAUGUUAAAUUUGUUUUAGAUUUGAGAAAUGUAAAAUAUACCAAUAGUAUUUUUAUUGUACACAGAAAGGUCAUUUUGUUUUAAUGAGUUACUUAUUGGGUGUCCUUAAAGUUUUUUAAGGACAUAUGACUUAAUUAUAACUUUGAUAUUUGAUGUGUGUACUUGAUUGAUGUGUUUAAAUGAACUAAGGAGUACAAGAGAUAGCUAAAAUUUCUGAAGUGACUUGAAAAUGAAACUUAAAUUAUGCAGUUUGAUUGUAUAAAAUUUUGUAUAAAUUUUCAGACUAUUUGUAUAAAAGCCCUCACGUUAAUUGUGACGGUGAACAAUAAGGCAAUUAAAAUUUCACACAAACA